UUCAUUUUACUUAGGACUAAAUUUAACACCUUAUGUAAUAUGACUACCACGGUGACCACACAUUUGAGUCGAGUGAGUGAGGACUGUGAGACAGCAGCAUGUAAAGUUGUAAACACAACAAGUGCCAAGUGUCACCGCCGCUGAACCCAGAAGUCACUUCACUUCACUGACAUUUGUACAGACUACAUGGAUAAAUAGUCGCAGAAAAUGGGCCUUUUAAUUGACACCGCCAUAAUGGUGGGGUCAAUGCUGGUGUUCUUCAUCGGUGGUUGGGUGUGGUUUGUGAAGAAAAUAUUCCGAGACUAUGAGGUGCAUAACACAUUGGUGCAGUUGUUUUUUCCUAUGAUCUUCAUGCUGUCAUGCACCAUGUUUGAACUCAUCAUCUUUGAAAUUGCUGCUGUGCUGGAGUCAGGGUCUCGUUACUUGUACUGGCAGGUGGUGCUGUACUCCAUGCUCAUCAUGCUCAUUCUGGUCAUACCCUUCUAUUUAUGUCACUUUGUUGUUUCUAACAUAAGAAUAGUGCGAGGAGAGUGGGUGAAUGUGCUAUCUUUGCUCACCUGGGGAGUGUUUAUGGUGUGCUUUUGGAAGAUAGGAGAGCCCUUUCCUAUUCUUAGUCCUCAGCAUGGCAUUCUCUCCAUAGAGCAGAGUAUCAGCCGCAUUGGAGUUAUUGGAGUGACAGUAAUGGCUGCACUGUCAGGCUUUGGUGCUGUUAAUUAUCCAUACACAUCCAUGAAUAUCUUCAUGCGGCCUGUCACCAAGUAUGACAUCCAGGCUCAGGAACGGCGACUGCUGCAGACCAUUGAUGUUAUUGUAAGCAAGAAGAAGAGGAUUGCCUUGGCAGAGCGAGAGAGGAUCACAUCCAAAGUAAGUGAUGAUAGUAGUUCCCGAUCCAGAAUCUGGGGCUUGCUGCGCAGUGUUACGUCCAGCAGUCCUCAAGGCGAGAGUAUGUCAGCUCUCAAGCAGGAGGUGGCAGCCUUGGAGGAACUCUCAAGGCAGCUGUUCUUGGAGACAGUGGAGCUGCAGAACCAACGUGAGAGGCUGGAGUGGGCGAGCACCUUUCAGGGUCGUUUCUUCAACUUCAUGGGCUACUUUUUCUCCUUGUACUGCUCAUGGAAGAUUUUUAUUAGUUUGGUGAACAUUGUUUUUGACAGAGUUGGUAGAAAAGAUCCAGUAACCAAGGGUAUGGAGAUAGCAGUUCAUUGGCUUGGCUUUGAUAUUGAUGUCCAGUUUUGGUCACAGCACAUUUCCUUUUUCUUAGUGGGCUGCAUUAUUUUCACCUCCAUCCGAGGUUUCAUUCUCACACUCACCAGGUUCUUCUAUGCAGUGUCCAGUAGCAAAUCUUCCAAUAUCAUUGUCUUGGUGUUGGCACAUCUCAUGGGGAUGUACUUUGUGUCCAUGGUAAUGCUGAUGAGGAUGAACAUGCCCCUGGAGUACCGCACAAUCAUUACACAAGUGUUAGGAGACCUGCAGUUCCACUUUUACCACCGAUGGUUUGAUGUCAUCUUUCUGGUGUCUGCCCUCACCACCAUGGGCAUCCUCUACUUGGCGCACAAGCAGGUCAACACCUCUGACAAAGCUGAGAAUCUCUAUGAACCCAAGUGGUGACAUUGAGUUCAGUGUAGACAGAGGCAGACUGGCUGCUGGAAAAAUUGAGACCAACACUUCCAUGUAAUUUAUAUCAUUGAUCUUUUCAUCUGUCAUCAUCAUCUCUUUCCCACCAUAAGAUUUAGCUUUGCAUAAAAGAUAAGAGUAGAAGAAAUGGGUUAAUAUAAAUCUGACAAGGAUGUAGUGACACAAAAAUUGUUCUUAUAUAUGGCAAAAUUUGCUUGAGUGAUGCCUGUGCCUUGAUAAGGAGUUGAGUGAUUAGUGUAGUUGAAUCCUAAAGAAGGUGCCAAGUAAAGUGAUUAUAUAUGUAUGAUAGAUGGUUUUGUUGAUUCUGGGCAGCCACUCAUUCCCAUGUUGAGGUUAGGGGACAGCUUUAUAAUAAGUAGACUUUUAUGAUGUACAUACCUGCUUCAUAAUUAUUUUGUCUGCCAUUGCAUGUUAGUAUCCUUCUACCAAUAAUGUAUGAGUCCACUGAUUUAUAAUUUUUACAAGCAUAUAUUUAUUUAUAAAAUGGUGAAAGUGCAUAA
Messenger RNA from Portunus trituberculatus (swimming crab), 2132 nucleotides. RefSeq names its product Golgi pH regulator-like (gene GPHR). The coding region runs from base 208 to 1605 and encodes 465 amino acids. The transcript has 12 exons. NCBI's taxonomy places the organism in Eukaryota, Metazoa, Arthropoda, Malacostraca, Decapoda, Portunidae. Gene Ontology annotation, molecular function: voltage-gated monoatomic anion channel activity. The record is from RefSeq and is a predicted model, not a curated record. Gene Ontology annotation, cellular component: Golgi cisterna membrane. Gene Ontology annotation, biological process: intracellular pH reduction.